AAUAAUUUUAGAUAAAAAUAAAAUAAUGUCCACUGAAGAAGAUGGCUCUUAUUACGAGGACAGUGAGUCCUUCGACGAAAUCAACCAAGAACGCCAAAAACGGCUUCUCCUCUUAGAAGAAUACGAGAAGUUUCUUAAGCGCAAAAACUACAACAUCACUAAACUUCGAGAGACAGCUGCAGACAAGAUCUCCAAGAAGAACAGAAAAAGCAAGGCCCUUGAGAUGUUAAGGGAGAAGAGCAAGAAGGAACAGAAGGAAAGAACCAAGGAUGAGUAUAAGCAGAUACUGAGAGCCUAUUAUUUGGGAAAUGAACAAGAUGUGAUUAGGUAUGAGAAGGAUGUGGAGGAGUCUGAGGAGAGAGACUGGUAUGAAUGGACUUAUUGUUAUGCUUUUAAGAACCCAGAUGCGCAGAAGAAGGAGAGUGAAGUUGACUGCGAUGAUGCCUUUGAUCAGCUGGAUGGUUUAUUCAAAGAAAUGCCGAUGCCUAAUGAUAUCCAAAAAUCAAGGAUGCAUACAGCCCAUCAGGAGGUACUUCGAGAAAUCUUGGAGCAGAUGUGAGACCAAGAUCGUGAAAUCAAGAAAUAUAAAGGUGGAAGAUUUACGAAGAUCGAAGAUAAGAAAGAAGAAGAUGAAGGCAAUAAAAAACAAGAAGAGUUUGAUAUCAAUCCAAAAUGGAUCGAUAACGGCCCUUAUCCUAAGGACUUGUCCACUCUUGUCUAUAAUAUCUUCCUCUACAGAAUAAAUGUUGGACUAAGUCUUGAGUCGAGAACUGUCAUGAGCGUUGAUGGUAGCCAUAUUUAUAUAGUUAUCCGCGCUGACGAACUUGAUUUAAAAAGGGUGGCUGAGGAGAGUAAAUAUACCAUGCAGCUUGCUAUUGGUUUAACUGAUCUGACCUCUCUGGAGCCAUGCGACUACCUCUACAAACCAUUUAGGAAGUGUCAGAACAAGCCAGAUGAUAUCCUCCAAACUGAGAAGACUCUUGAAGAGUACUUCUCAAUUGUAGAAGGCAAUGUUAAGGAUACUUUAGAAGAUAAUCCAAAUAAACACCAAGUAAAAGAAAGUGUCAUUGGAAACAUGUCAAAUGCUGAACUGAUCACUUAUAAAGAGUACCUGAGAAUAAUGAAAGAGGGUUUUGCCGACUUCCAAGCACAUACAUUAAAUCGCCCACAUAUGAAGGGAGUGCACUUAAGGACUAUGGCUGUGAACGGACUUGAAGAAGCAAACAGAGAAGGUGCAGAAAAAGGCGGCGCUAAACUUUACAACCUAUGGCAGAGACUUGGAUGGAAACAUCGUAUUGGUGCUUUCGUAGAUUUUGUUGAUGAACCAGACACAGAAUAUCUCUGGAGAAAAUAUAUCGCUGAUGAAACUUUAAAGAGAUCUUUGUUCAGAGAUGUGGAUAGAAUCAAGUUGACUGAUAUCAUUUUGAAUAAGACUAUCUAUAAUAAAUCACUGUUUUCUUCAGGAUAUGUCUCUUGUGGGUUCGCUUUUCAUAACGAAUUCGAUUUAUUCGGAAAACCAAGAUUUAGCCAUGAAGAAAGAGAAAAUAUUAUGGAAGAUCAAGAGGUAGAACUUCAAGCAAAAGUUCUAUUUGCUGAGAACAUACCAAGAGGACUUAUGAAAUCCUGGAGAUGUGUCUUGCCAUCCCCCUCUAAGAUUAGGAAUUACUUUGGAGAGAAGAUUGCGUUCUACUUCCAUUUUUUGAAUUUCUUGACUGUAGCGUUGAUCAUCCCAGGGAUUAUAGGUAUAAUUGCUUUUGUGCUACAGAUAGUUUUUGACGUUGAUGAUAGUGGAACUGAUGGAGGAAUAGCUGAUUAUAAUAAUGCAAUUUUUACACUGAUACUUGUAAUAUGGUCAGCAGCUUUUUAUGAGUACUGGAAACGCCAAGAAGUCAAAUACUCAGUGCUUUGGGGUCAAACUGAUUUUGAAGAGGAUCAAGUGCAGAGAGUCGAAUUUUUCGGAAUUAUGAGACGAUCUCCUAUUGAUGAUAAGAGAGAAAUGUAUUUCAGCUCAUUUGCAAGAAUGUUUAGAAUGUUAAUUUCAACUUGUGUUACUUUAUUUAUGAUGUGUCUAACUAUUGCAUUGAUUCUCGGCACUUUUGCACUCAAGGAAUAUCUGAUUGAAGAAUUUAGUGGAGAUUUUAUAGAACCUUAUAUUCCUACUAUUAUCUCAACCUUGAAUGCCUUCCAGAUUUAUUUUUUCAAUCAGGUGUAUAACUACAUCGCAUUUUUGCUGACAAAGUUUGAGAAUCAUAAAACUCAAACUGUAUUCGAGAGAUCUCUGAUUGUGAAAACAUUUACUUUCUCUUUUGUGAACGGAUUUAACUCAUUAUUCUACAUUGCGUUUAUCAAACAAGAGCGCGAGGGAUGAAUUGAUGAUGUAAAUGGCACUCUUGUCCAGUCAAAGGACAACAACUGCUUCAGAGAGCUAUAUGUGCAACUUAGAUCAAUCUUCAUCAUUGCUAUUUUGUAUAAUUUAAUGGAGAUUGGGCUACCAAUAAUGUUCAACUUCCUUGCUAAAAGGAGCAGGAAAAAGUUCUAUGAAAAAGCCAAACAUUCUGAAGACCCUAAUGUCAAGCUGAUGCUGAGAAUUGAGAAAAAUAUGGAGAGAGGAGUCUAUGCCUUCAAGGAUAUUGAUGGUACCUAUUGGGACUACUUAGAAUUGAUGAGGCAGCUUGGAUACAUUCUGCUUUUUGGGCUUUCUUUCCCUCCUUGCCUAAUUUUGGCAUUUAUUAACAAUGUACUUGAGCAUCAGGUUGACAAAGCUAAAUUGGUGUACUUUAAAAGAAGGCCUCUCCCUCUAGGUGGAUCAUCAAUAGGUGUCUGGAGAAUAAUUUUGUACUUUAUCUCUAUCAUGGGAAUCUUCACGCAAGCAGCUAUUUUGUGUAUGACUGCAGAAACAUUCACAAAAGAUGGAGAUGACAAAUUCGUUCAGUUCUUAUGGGCAUCCUUAAUCUUUGUCAUCAUCAGAUGGAUGAUCGGAUACCUUAUCGAUGACUUUCCACUAAAGUAUAGAUACGUAUUGAAGAGACACCGCCAUAUAGUUAAUAAAUUCUUGGUUGGUUUGCCAGAGUCUUCAAGGUUUGAUGACCUGUUCAACGAGAAGACAAAAUUGUCAGUACACUCAAUAGUUAACGACAAACUCUAUGCUGCUGAUAGUUGCAAUAUUAGCAACGAAGCUCUAUCCAAAUCUUUUGACUCAGGAGUUUUGAAGGUUGUGACAAGCAUCGAAGCCACUAAGAACAAUGCAGUCAAGGUUGAAGAUAUCAAGCUCCAAGAGAAAACUCCUGGCUCCACACUCAAAGUCCCUGAGAAGGGAUCUGAUGAAUAUGAUGCUAGUAAUAAUGUAAAUAGAAGUUCGGGGAGCUAUAAUUCAAACUCAGAUUCAUACUUUGAUAACUCAGACGAAGAAUACGAUGAUCCCUCAGGAGAAGGCGAAGAUAGCUCAGGAAGUAGUGCGCAAGAAUCGAGCUAUAUGUCUCAAUCCAGCAUACCAGACUCAAGUGAGGAAGAACCGGUAGAUUCAUCAGAGGAAGAGUCUAAAAGAGGCAACUAA
Molecule: messenger RNA, 3553 nt
Organism: Moneuplotes crassus
Lineage: Eukaryota; Ciliophora; Spirotrichea; Euplotida; Euplotidae
Source: the annotation of a GenBank genome assembly